Messenger RNA from Acipenser ruthenus (sterlet), 1518 nucleotides. RefSeq names its product ADP-ribosylation factor-like protein 5C. Gene Ontology annotation, biological process: protein localization to Golgi membrane; vesicle-mediated transport; intracellular protein transport. The record is from RefSeq and is a predicted model, not a curated record. The transcript has 5 exons. Bases 414 to 953 code for a protein of 179 amino acids. Gene Ontology annotation, molecular function: GTP binding; GTPase activity. Gene Ontology annotation, cellular component: trans-Golgi network; cytoplasm. Lineage: Eukaryota; Metazoa; Chordata; Actinopteri; Acipenseriformes; Acipenseridae.
CCGCUGAACAGAGUGAGAUUGUAAACAGGGAGUGAGAUUGGGAGUGAGAUUGUAAGCAGGGGAGCUGCACGCAGCUUCGAGUUUGAUUUGGAGCGCUUCUGCAGUUUAUGUAUCGCAGCGUCGGGAUCAGCAGUCGUUUGCGCUUGUGUUUUUUUAUUUGUAAGUUUAUAUAUGCUACCUAUGUCCUGUUAACGGGACAUAUUUAAUACAGCGUUUCCAUUAAGCCAACCUCUAAGUAAUUUUUUUUUAAAAUAUAUUUUAAAGUUUAUUUUUGAAAUCAAAGGUCUGGCACACGUUUGAUCCCAGACCUCCUGCUGUCAAUAAAACCUCUCUCCGGGUAAAGCGGCUUUUGAAUCGGCUUGAGCAGGUCUGAGCGACCGGAUAAGUGGCUGUAUUGCCCGCUGAUUCUAGUAAUGGGGCUCUUUUUUACCAAAUUAAUGACCGUCUUCGGGAACCGAGAACACAAGGUGAUCAUCGUUGGGCUGGACAACGCGGGCAAAACCACCAUCCUGUACCAGUUCCUGACGAAGGAGGUGGUGCACACCUCCCCCACCAUUGGCAGCAACGUGGAGGAGAUCGUGGUGAGGAACACACACUUCCUGGUGUGGGACAUCGGGGGGCAGGAGAGCCUGCGCUGCACCUGGAGCUCCUACUACUGCAACACUGAGAUCGUGGUCCUGGUGGUGGACAGCACUGACCGGGAGCGUCUGUCGGUGUCGCGUGAGGAGCUGCAUCGCAUGCUGGCGCAGGAGGAGCUGCGCGGGGCGGCCGUCCUCGUCUUCGCAAACAAGCAGGACGCCAAGAACUCGAUGAGCGCCGGAGAGAUCUCCAGCUUCCUCACGCUCGGCGCCAUCCGAGACCACCCCUGGCACAUACAGGGCUGCUGUGCCCUCACCGGGGAGGGAUUGCCAGCUGGUCUGGACUGGAUGCGUUCUCGAGUCACCGCUAACUAGAGACAAGUAGCAAGGAUCUACUUUCUUGACCUGAUGGUGUGCUGGCGGAUCACGGACAAUUUAUAAGGAGCCAGGACGCCCCGGGAUACGCACGACCGGAACUACUUUCCUACACUGCUAAGGGACUGGGAUGCGAUUUUAAAAGACUUUGUGAUCACGAGGCUGGUCUUGGGAGCUGGACUGGGGGAGGGAUGUGGGUUCGAGCUGCCUGUCUCUGCAGACGGAGUGCAGGAGCCCCAUAGAUUACAUGAUGGGGUCGCUUGCAGGGCGGUCCUGAGCUCUUGGGUUUGCAGUAUUUGAGGCAGUUCAGUGGGUACUACAAUUCAAAAGCUGCUGUUCAGUAUUAACUACGGUUUUAAAUGAUUUUUCUUCUUUUUUUUAAUGAUCAAAGAAACAUGUAAACAUUUACUUGAAACAGGAAGUGCCUGAGUAGGUAUGAUUUGUAUAAUUUUCCUUUGAUUGUUUUAAGUGUUUUUUUUUAAUGAUUUUCUCUCUUUUUAUUUUUUUAUAAAACUGUCCUGUAUUUUUGUACUUCAUAAGAAUAAAGAAAUAUCUGUGUGACUGA